This is a messenger RNA of Chinchilla lanigera (long-tailed chinchilla), 3532 nucleotides long. It is a transcript of the gene Ephb6, whose product is annotated as EPH receptor B6. Gene Ontology annotation, cellular component: neuron projection; plasma membrane. The coding region runs from base 194 to 3328 and encodes 1044 amino acids. The transcript is spliced from 18 exons. Gene Ontology annotation, molecular function: protein binding; ATP binding; transmembrane-ephrin receptor activity. The record is from RefSeq and is a predicted model, not a curated record. Lineage: Eukaryota; Metazoa; Chordata; Mammalia; Rodentia; Chinchillidae. Gene Ontology annotation, biological process: central nervous system projection neuron axonogenesis; cell surface receptor protein tyrosine kinase signaling pathway; axon guidance.
AAUUUUCUGACUUCUACACAGGUGGCUGCUGGAGGAAGGAAGGAGAGUAGAUGAACAGGGAGAGCUGGAGUCUCUUCUCCCAGCAGACAGAGGAAGCAAGCGUGGCUGAAGUCUCCCAGUCUUGUGAAAGCCACAGCCCCACCUGGGAGCUGGGUGGUGGCCGGGGCAAUGGUAGCGGCCCUGAAGAUGCCCCAUGGCUACUGAGGGUGCUGCCAGGCAGAAGAUCAGAGUGGCGGGCAUGGUGUGCAGCCUGUGGGUCCUGAUCCUAGGGCCCUCGGUGCUGGCUCUGGAAGAGGUGCUGCUGGACACCACAGGAGAGACCUCUGAGAUUGGCUGGCUCACCUACCCUCCAGGUGGGUGGGACGAGGUGAGCGUGCUGGACGACCAGCGCCGCCUGACGCGGACCUUCGAGGCGUGCCACGUGGCAGGGGCCCCCGCGGGCGCUGCGCAGGACAAUUGGCUGCAGACGCAUUUUGUGGAGCGGAGAGGGGCCCAGAGGGCCCACAUCAGACUCCACUUCUCCGUGCGUGCCUGCGCCAGCCUGGGCGUGAGCGGGGGCACCUGCCGGGAGACCUUCACUCUCUACUACCGCCAGGCUGAGGAGCCCGACAGCCCUGGCAGCAGCCCUGCCUGGCACCUCAAGCGCUGGACCAAAGUGGACACUAUCGCAGCGGACGAGAGCUUCCCAGCCUCCUCCUCUUCGUCCUCCUCCGCGUGGGCUGCAGGGCCCCACAGGACGGGGCAGCGGGCCGGGCUGCAGCUGAACGUCAAGGAGCGCAGCUUUGGCCCUCUGACCCAGCGCGGCUUCUACGUGGCCUUCCAGGACACGGGGGCCUGCCUGGCCCUGGUAGCCGUGAAGCUCUUCUCCUACACCUGCGCCCCUGUGCUUCGGGCCUUUGCCUCCUUUCCUGAGACGCAGGCCAGUGGGGCUGGGGGGGCUUCCCUGGUGGCAGCUGUGGGCACCUGUGUGGCUCACGCAGAGCUGGAGGAGGAUGGCGUGGGCGGCCAGGCCGGAGGCAGCCCCCCCAGGCUGCACUGCAAUGGGGAAGGCAAGUGGAUGGUGGCCGUCGGGGGCUGCCGCUGCCAGCCAGGACACCAGCCCGCACGUGGAGACAAAGCCUGCCAAGCCUGCCCCGCUGGGACCUAUAAGGCCUCCGCCGGGAAUGCCCCCUGCUCGCCGUGCCCUGCUCGCAGCCAGUCGGCUGACCCUGCAGCCCCUAUCUGCCCCUGCCUUCAGGGCUUCUAUCGGGCCAGCUCCGACCCACCAGAGGCCCCCUGCACUGGCCCUCCUUCAGCUCCCCGGGAGCUUUGGUUUGAGGUGCAAGGCUCUGUGCUCAUGCUGCAUUGGCGCCUGCCGCAGGAGCUGGGGGGACGAGGGGACCUUCUCUUCAACGUUGUGUGCAAGGAGUGUGGAGGCCACCAGGAGCCCGGCGGUGGGGGCACUUGUCGCCGCUGCAGGGAUGAGGUGCAUUUUGAUCCCCGCCAGAGGGGCCUGACUGAGAGUCGAGUGUUAGUCGGAGGGCUCCGAGCGCACGUGCCCUACAUCUUGGAGGUGCAAGCUGUCAACGGGGUGACUGAGCUCAGCCCUGACCCUCCUCAGGCUACAGCCAUCAAUGUCAGCACCAGCCACGAAGUCCCCUCUGCAGUGCCUGUGGUACACCAAGUGAGCCGGGCAGCCAACAGCAUCACCGUGUCCUGGCCACAGCCCGACCAGGCCAAUGGGAACAUCCUUGACUACCAGCUCCGCUACUAUGACCAGGCAGAGGACGAAUCGCACUCCUUCACCCUGACCAGCGAGACCAACACUGCCACCGUGACACAGCUGAGCCCCGGCCACAUCUACGGCUUCCAAGUGCGAGCACGGACUGCCGCAGGCCACGGUCCAUACGGAGGCAAGGUCUAUUUCCAGACACUGCCGCAAGGUGAGCUGUCCUCUCCACUCCCAGAAAAGUUGUCCUUGGUGAUUGGCUCCAUCCUAGGGGCCUUGGCCUUCCUCCUACUGGCGGCUAUCACUGUGCUUGUCGUCAUCUUCCAACGGAAGCGGCGUGGGACAGGAUACACGGAACAGCUACAGCAGUACAGCAGCCCAGGGCUUGGGGUAAAGUAUUACAUUGACCCUUCUACAUAUGAGGACCCCUGCCAGGCCAUCCGAGAACUCGCCCGAGAAGUUGACCCUGCAUAUAUCAAGAUCGAGGAGGUCAUUGGAGCAGGUUCUUUUGGAGAAGUGCGUCGGGGCCGCCUGCAGCCCAGGGGACGGCGUGAACAGGCUGUGGCCAUCCAGGCCCUGUGGACUGGGGGUGCUGAAAGCCUGCAGAUGACCUUCCUGGGCCGGGCCGCACUGCUGGGUCAGUUCCAGCACCCCAACAUCCUGCGGCUGGAGGGCGUAGUCACCAAGAGCCGACCUCUUAUGGUGCUGACGGAGCUCAUGGAGCUUGGGCCCCUGGACAGCUUCCUCAGGCAGCGAGAGGGCCAGUUCAGCAGCCUGCAGCUGGUGGCCAUGCAGCGGGGAGUGGCUGCCGCCAUGCAGUACCUGGCCAGCUUUGCCUUUGUGCACCGCGCGCUCUCUGCCCGAAGUGUGCUGGUGAACAGCCACCUGGUGUGCAAGGUGGCACGUCUUGGCCACAGUCCUCAGAGACAGAGGCAAAGAGAAGGAACCGGGAGGCCAGAAGAACUGCAACACUCUAGCAUCAGCACCUGCCAGCUCCCUAGCACUCGGAAGAGCUCAAGUUGUUUGCUUCGCUGGGCAGCCCCCGAGGUCAUUGCCCAUGGGAAGCACACCACAUCCAGUGACGUCUGGAGCUUCGGGAUACUCAUGUGGGAAGUGAUGAGCUAUGGAGAACGCCCCUACUGGGACAUGAGUGAGCAGGAGGUCCUAAACGCAAUAGAGCAGGAGUUCCGGCUGCCUCCACCUCCAGGCUGUCCUCCCGGACUACAUCUGCUGAUGCUGGACACCUGGCAGAAGGACCGUGCCCGGCGGCCUCACUUUGACCAGCUGGUGGCUGCCUUCGACAAGAUGAUCCGCAAGCCGGACACACUGCAGGCCGAUGGGGGUUCAGGGGACAGACCUUCCCAGGCCCUCUUGAAACCUGUGGCCCUGGACUUUCCUUGUCUGGACUCGCCCCAGGCCUGGCUUGCAGCCAUUGGACUGGAGUGCUACCAGGACAACUUCUCCAGGUUUGGCCUCUGCACCUUCAGUGAUGUGGCUCAGCUCAGCCUGGAAGACCUGCCUGCCCUCGGCAUCACCCUGGCUGGCCACCAGAAGAAGCUGCUGUACAAUGUCCAGCUCCUCCAGCAGCAUCUGAGGCAGCCGGGCUCCGUGGAGGUGUGAAUGUGGCCUGGUUGAGAAGCCGUGCACUGACUAUGCCCAGGACCCAGCUGGAUGCAGGUCCAAGGAGGGACGUGUGAGACGUGAGCCAGGCUCCACCUCCACCUCCGUGCCUGCCAGUCAACCCGGCCCUUGGGAAACGCAAACUGUAUUCCCCAGUCCUCCGCCUGCCGCUCACCUCCCCCACAUUAAAGGGAAAGAAGGGAA